UUUUAAUAUGGCGGCCAAGAACGUCAGUGGAGUGCUGAAGACGAUUAUUAAUGCUGGCAAAGCUUCUCCUUCACCUCCACUAGGCCCUGCUUUAGGUCAGAGGGGGAUCAACAUUCAGCAGUUUUGCAAAGAGUUCAAUGAUAAAACGAGGCAUAUCAAAGAAGGUGUCCCUAUACCAACAGUUAUACAUUACAAGGGUGACAGAUCAUUUAAAUUUGAGACUUCAACUCCAACUGUGUCAUAUUUCUUGAAGUCAGCUGCAGGGAUUGAGAAAGGAGCUCAAAAACCAGGGAGAGAGAUUGCUGGGACUGUAACAUUGAAGCAGAUCUAUGAGAUUGCUAAAAUCAAGAAGCAGGACAAAGCAUUUAGAAAUGUUCCUUUAGAAAGUGUUUGUAAGACAAUUAUGGGGUCUUCCAGAAGUAUUGGAAUAGAGAUUGUAUCAGGACAGGAUAYAUGAUGGAUAACAAUGGAAUCAUUGUAUAUAUCAGCAGUAUUUAAGGAAURACAAUGGAUUAUGAGACCUGGAAGAAAUGAUAAGAACUACAGUACCCUUAUCAAGAAWAUGUCACUCCUCUAGACAUGUCUCAGAAUCAUUUAUUGUGGACAAGCCAUUUAAAUACAAUGAAAAUAYGUUUAUAAUUAAAACUGAGAAAGCUGAAUUUGGUAUCAUUACUUAUACCAAACCUUACUACAAAAUCUAUUACUGUUGUAUUACCAACACACACUGUAAAAGUAUGUUAAUUUAUACAAGCACUUUAAUUUUGGUAAUUCUUGYCACGUUUAUGCUGAUUCAUGUUUGGAUAAGAAUAAUAUUGCAUUUGUCAUAAUCUUCUUCCCAUACAUGUUUUGCAGGACAGUGACUAUAGUUUUGUAGAUUGUAAGGGUAUCACAGAUAUACACUUAAAAUAACAGUAACUACAACAGGAUUUAUACAUUAGACCAUUUGUGGUGUCCAAGUGUCAGUAAUUACCAGGAGAUUUGUAAGAUGGUUGGCAAUAAAAUAUACCUUUUAUUUCCCA
Exaiptasia diaphana is the source of this 1019-nucleotide messenger RNA. RefSeq names its product 39S ribosomal protein L11, mitochondrial. Gene Ontology annotation, cellular component: ribosome; mitochondrial large ribosomal subunit. Lineage: Eukaryota; Metazoa; Cnidaria; Anthozoa; Actiniaria; Aiptasiidae. The transcript has 4 exons. Bases 8 to 457 code for a protein of 149 amino acids. Gene Ontology annotation, biological process: translation. The record is from RefSeq and is a predicted model, not a curated record. Gene Ontology annotation, molecular function: large ribosomal subunit rRNA binding; structural constituent of ribosome.